Molecule: messenger RNA, 1032 nt
Organism: Camelina sativa (false flax)
Lineage: Eukaryota; Viridiplantae; Streptophyta; Magnoliopsida; Brassicales; Brassicaceae
Source: RefSeq, a predicted model, not a curated record
AAAGAAAAAAAAAAAACAAAAAUUCUUCGUCUCUCCUCUCCUCCGCCGGAUUGAUAUGGCCACGUUUCUCUCCCAUUUGCCGGUUGGUUGUGAGAAGCUUCGGAACUCUGUUCUUGCAAUUGCUGAGCAAUUUGAGUUAAAUCACGAUGCUGCUCUCUUUCUCCUCAUCCAAUACGGAUGGGAUGAGAAGGAACUUGUGAAAGAUUUGAAUGGAAAAAGAAGAAUUGGUGAUAGUUUGAUUCGAGCAAUUCCUCCAAGACCCCAAUACCUAGAUCUAUUUCCUGUUGAAUGUGAUUUCUGUCUAAGUUCACCGUCUGUUGAAACUGACUGUGGUCAUCACAUCUGUCAACCAUGUGUGAGUGCCCAAAUUUCUAUUGCGGUGCUUAGGAAACGAACACUACCUCUCUGUCCUAUUUGCGAGGCGUUCUUCCUGUCCCCAGAAUUGAUAUCACAAACUAGUUCACAGGACGUGUCUAGUCAGUUCUUUCUUUUGCUCCAAGAGCACAUGUUAGCCAACGAAGCUUCUUAUAUCAAAUGUGAAAAAACUGGAUUCCUAUUGCUGGUUUUGUUUCCACAACACUUGCUGGUCUUUCUUGGUAUGCGUGGAGAAGCUUUUCAAGAGAGAACCCGGAGACUGUUGAACUGCUGGACGACAUGAAAGAUUUGUAUUCCAAGGGCGAAUCUCCCACAAAAAGAUCUUUUUGGCUCAAGCUGGCAAAGAAGAAACUCAAGAAAAAGUAUAAGGAGGUUGAGGAUUACCUUUGGAAGAAACUUGGUUCUUGGUGGUAAAUGCCUUUUACUUUUUGGGAACCUGAAGAAUGAUAGUAAACUUGAAUAGGCUCCGGAUAGAAACUUUAAGAGGCCAGUUUUUUUUUUUGAAUCUGAAGCAUUUAUCGUUCUAAUGUGUGUUUCUCAUUAACAUACUACAAUGCUGAAAUUGCUUUCAUCAUAGGGAUAUAUAAUUGGGUUCUAGAUGUUACUGUAGUGAUGUUUGUUUUUUAAAUUUUCAAUUAUCCAACUUUUGAUUCAACA